AUGUAAAAAUUAGCCAUCUUGGCAUUAGUUCUUGCUAUCACAGCUGCUAAGUUUGUUGAUAUUCAUACUAGCUUGGCUUAAAUUAAUACUGAUCCAUUUGGACAUGUCGUAUUGUCAGCUAUUAAGGCUCACCUUCUUGCUUAAACUCCAGCCAAUGAAGUUAACAUGUUAUUAAAUGGUGUUGGUGCUGGUAUUGUUCAAGACUAAAACGAUCAUGAUCAUGCAUUUGAACUUGAUACAACUACAAACAAUAGAAUUGUUGAAGAUUUAGAGAAAGAGAUCUUAUAUCAUCAAAAUCAAAUUGCCUCCAACACCUAAUUGAGAGACGAUACUAUUGAAGCAUUGGCAGUCUCAGAAGAAGACAUCAGAGUUACUAUUGCAGAUAUUGCUAACAACGAAGCUACCUAUGCUAGAGAAGAAGCCACAAGAAAUUAAUAACAUGAAACCUUUGUUGCUAAAGUCGCUGCCAUUGAUGAUGUUAUUGAUGCUAUUGAUGAUGCUGCUAAAUUGAUCUAACAUUUAAGUCUUGGAGCCUCAUUUGCCUAAUUAAAGAGCAAAUACGACACUCUUCACAAGAAGCUUUCAGAUAACACUAGUCACAGUGCUUUAUUACAACCAGUCAUCACUGCUCUUACAGAACUUGCUACUCACGGAGUCAACCAAAAGGCUUUGACUAAGAUUGCUUAACUUUUGAGUGAAAUUAGACAAUAAUUAGUCAGCGAGAAAGCAGCCAAGACUGAUGUUGAAGAUAGAUAAGCUGCACAUUGGGCUGAAUUCUCUGUCCAUUUGGCUAAUGAACACACCAGAUUAGUUGAAAGAAAGGCUUAAUUGGAAGUCCAAAUCUAAGAAUAAAAAGAUACAAUUGAAGAUGCCUAAUCAUGGAUCGAAUUCCACACCUUGGAAUUAGAAAACAGUGAAGAAAGACUUGCCGGACAAGAAGCAUGGUAUGCUGUUUAAUCCCAAAUCUAUGAAACAUAAACUGCUGAAAGAGAAGCCCAAUAAGAAAUAGUUGACAGACUCUAAGAACACAUUAGUGAAAAAUUGUCAACCACCGCACAAUUCAUUGCCAGCAGAAACUGAUUUCAUUAACCAAUAAUAUCAAUUAUCAUUAACAUCCUUCCAAACUAAUUAUUAAA
This is a messenger RNA of Paramecium tetraurelia, 1136 nucleotides long. RefSeq lists its product as uncharacterized. The record is from RefSeq and is a predicted model, not a curated record. The transcript is spliced from 5 exons. Lineage: Eukaryota; Ciliophora; Oligohymenophorea; Peniculida; Parameciidae.